GCAGUUGUUGUGCCGGCUUCGUUCGAAUCGGUUUACGAUUCUACAUCGACUUGACCUCUACGCCACCAAAAAAAAAGUUGUAGAUUGUAACUCAUUAGUCAACUUCCGAUCAAAAUGGUUUCCAACAAAACGUUCUUCUCCUGGGCCUAUGUUUAUUGUGGGUUGGGAUUCGUUGGGGCGCUGCGAUCUGUCCUUCUCGGACUUAUGGACACUCAUUUAGGCAUCGGGUACCGAGUAAACUUGCUUGUCAACGGCUUGACGUGUUGCUUUUUCAUCGGCGUUUUGCUAGCCGGAGUAAUACAGCGACGGGCCUCGUUUAUUCGAGCUUACAUCCUGUACCUGAAAAUUCACUUCACAGUCGGUAUGAUCCUGCUCGUUCUGUUUCAAAUUGGUCUUGUCCUGUUUGCCUCAUCCUACGAUGAUGAGAAAAACAAAGCGGAAGUUCAAGCGGUCUCGUUUAUUGUCCUUUGCGUUAUGGCAUUUGUGAUGGCUUUGGCAAUCGCCUUCUUCUUCUUUGCGCUGUGGAUCCUAAAGGGGACUCUGAGGGCGGUGGAACAGGAACUCGGCAAAACUCACUUUGCAUUGACGACUCCAGAAAAGAAGGGAUUGGAAGUGUGAUCGGGUUGAUAACAUUCUACCUUUUUGAGAUAUUGUGCCCAACGUCUUCUCACUUUACGAUGGUCUGCCUACUUUAAGAUGUUAUCUAUGAUUGAUAUCUUCGAAAAGUCAUAAAAAAAUAAAAUAUCUAAUUCCAUCACGCUGCAAAUACAUUAGAUUUUUAUAUUGGAAAUCUAGGUAGAAAAAGUUUAGAGUGUAUUUCUACAUUAAAGUGAUUUUUUAGCUUCCAGAAAGUUGAAAAAAAUGGCAUCACUUGAAAGUAACAUUGCGAAAUAAAAAUCGUAAAAACAAA
This is a messenger RNA of Uranotaenia lowii, 910 nucleotides long. RefSeq lists its product as uncharacterized. The transcript has 4 exons. NCBI's taxonomy places the organism in Eukaryota, Metazoa, Arthropoda, Insecta, Diptera, Culicidae. Bases 115 to 618 code for a protein of 167 amino acids. The record is from RefSeq and is a predicted model, not a curated record.